This is a messenger RNA of Phalacrocorax carbo (great cormorant), 3312 nucleotides long. The record is from RefSeq and is a predicted model, not a curated record. NCBI's taxonomy places the organism in Eukaryota, Metazoa, Chordata, Aves, Suliformes, Phalacrocoracidae.
CACCGCGCCCGCCCCGCCCCCCCCGUCGCCAUGGCAACGCAGACCUACGUCACGGAGCUGACAGCGCCGACGCAGCAGCAGCCGCCGCCGGCCGCCCCGCCCCCCACCGCCCCCGCCCCCCCCUUCGGGGCGGAGCUGCCGGGGGGCCCCGCCCCCCCCGCGCCGCCCCCCGCCCCGCCCGCGCCCCCCGCGCCCCCCCCCCAGCAGUACAUCGUCGUGACGGUGGCGGAGGGCGCCCUGCGGCCCGGAGAGGCGGUGUCCGAGGGCAGCCCCGCCCCCCCCGCGCCCCCCCCGGCCGGGCCCAGCCCCGGGGUGCAGCCGGGCCCCGGCACCCAGCGCUCCCCGGCCCCCAGCAGCGGCGCCGCCCCCAAGGCCGGCCCCCCCCAGGAGGUGCAGCCCCUCCCCCCGGUGCAGCACGUGUACCCCACCCCCUACGUGGAGGGGGGCGACGGCAGCUUCGCCCCCAGCGCCAUCCGCCCCGGGCCGUACCCCUUCGCCGACGCCCCCCUCUACGGGCAAAGCGCCGCCGGCGGCUACUUCGAGGGGCCGGGGGGGGCCGCGGUGCAGCCCAGCCCCCCCCCCCCCAGCUCGCAGGCAGCCCCCGCCAACCCCCCCGCCCCCAUGUACGUCUCGGGGGGUCAAAUCUUGGGGAGCGCCCCCCCGCCCCCGCCGCCCCCCAGCUCCGGUGCGGCCCCCCCCGCCGCCCCCGGCCCCCCCGGCGCCGCUGCCGGCACCUACGUCAUCCAGGGGGGGUACGUGCUGGGGGGGGGGGGCGGCCAGGCCUACUCGCACACCACCCGCGCCUCCCCCGCCACGGUGCACUGGCUGCUGGACAACUACGAGACGGCGGAGGGGGUGAGCCUGCCGCGCAGCACGCUCUACUGCCACUACCUGCUGCACUGCCAGCAGCACAAGCUGGAGCCCGUCAACGCCGCCUCCUUCGGCAAACUCAUCCGCUCCGUCUUCAUGGGGCUGCGCACCCGGCGCCUGGGCACCAGGGGUAACUCCAAGUACCAUUACUACGGGCUGCGCAUCAAGGCCGGCUCCCCGCUGCUGCGGCUCGUCGAGGACCAGCAGCACCUCGCCAUGCGCCAGCAGCCCUUCGCGCAGAAGCAGCGGCUGAAGCCCAUCCAGAAGAUGGAGGGGGUGACCAACGGCGUGGCCGUGGGGCAGCAGCCGCCCGCCGGCCUCUCCGACAUCAGCACCCAGGUCCAGCAGUACCAGCAGUUCCUGGACGCCUCCCGCGCGCUGCCCGACUUCCCCGAGGUGGAGCUGCAGGGGAAGGCGCUGCCCGAGGGCGCCGGCGCCGAGGACGUCAAGGCCUUCCAGCUGCUCUACCGCGAGCACUGCGAGGCCAUCGUGGACGUGAUGAUCAACCUCCAGUUCACGCUGGUGGAGACGCUGUGGAAAACCUUCUGGCGCUGCAGCCUGAGCCCCCCCGGCGAGGCGGCCCCCGGCGCCGUCCACGACGAGGCGGAGAAACGCCUCCCCAAGAGCCGCCUCGUCGCCCUCUCCAAGUACGAGCCCGUGCUGCGGUGGGCCAAGGACUGCGACCACGCGCUCUACCAGGGGCUGGUGGAGAUCCUCAUCCCCGACGUGCUGCGGCCCAUCCCCAGUGCCUUGACGCAAGCGAUCCGCAAUUUCGCCAAGAGUUUGGAGAGCUGGCUGACCAACGCCAUGAUCAACAUCCCCGAGGAGAUGGUCCGCGUGAAGGUGGCGGCAGCAAGUGCCUUUGCCCAGACGCUGCGGCGCUACACGUCCCUGAACCACCUGGCGCAGGCGGCGCGCGCCGUCCUGCAGAACACGGCGCAGAUCAGCCAGAUGCUCAGCGACCUCAACCGCGUCGACUUCGCCAACGUCCAGGAGCAGGCCUCGUGGGUGUGCCGGUGCGAGGACCGCGUCGUGCAGCGGCUGGAGCAGGACUUCAAGGCGACGCUGCAGCAGCAGAACUCGCUGGAGCAAUGGGCCGCGUGGCUGGACGCCGUCGUCGCCCGCGUCCUCAAGCCCCACCAGGGCACCCCCGGCUUCCCCCGCGCCGCCAAGCUCUUCCUCCUCAAGUGGUCCUUCUACAGCUCGAUGGUGAUCCGGGACCUGACCCUGCGCAGCGCCGCCAGCUUCGGCUCCUUCCACCUCAUCCGCCUGCUCUACGACGAGUACAUGUACUACCUGGUGGAGCACCGCGUGGCGCAGGCCCGCGGGCAGAGCCCCAUCGCCGUCAUGGGCGAGUUCGCCAACCUGACGAGUUCCCUCAACUCCCUGGACCCUGACAAAGACGAGGAAGAGGAGGAGGAGGAGGAGAGCGACGAGGAGCUGCCGCAGGAGAUGGGGCUGGGGGCGGGGGAGGGGGCGGCGCUGCCCCCCGACCCCCUGGAGACCCCGGCCAAGCUCCCCCGCACCGACGCCCGGGGCCUCUUUGUCCAGGCCCUGCCCUCCAGCUGAGGGCCCCGCCCUGCCCCGCCCUGCCCCGCCCGGUCACCCUGCCCCCUGCCCGCUUUCACCCCCGCCCGGCCCCCCCCCGCAUCCCCUCCCCCCCCCGCAGCUCCCGGGGGGGCCGGGGGGGGGCGGGGGGGGCCGGGGGUCGCUCGGCGGCGACCAUGUGCCUUAAGCAACGCGCCGGGAGCGUGUGCCAAAGCCCCCCCGCCCCCCCCGGGCCGGACGGGGGGGGAGGGGCGACACCCCCGGGCUUGGGGGGGGGAGGGGGGGGGGCGGGGGGGCCCCACCGCUCCAGCAAAGGGAACUGCAGGAUUUGGGGAUGGCCCCUCCCCCCCCGGGGGGGGCAUUUGGGGACCCUCGGGGUGGGAGGGGCAAAACACACCCCGGGGGGGGGAGGGGGGGAGGACAGAGAGGGGGGAGGGGACAGAGCCCCCCCGCCCCGGUGUUGGGGGGCCACCCCUGCCCCCGCAGCCCCCCCGCCCCCCCCCCCAGUGCCAAAUGCCCCCCGCCCCCGCUGCCUUACGCCAGGACCCCCCCGCAUGAAGGGGCCCCCCCCGCCCCCCCCCGCGCUUCAGCCCCCCCCCCCGCCCCUCCCCCCGCAUUAGACAUUCUAGUUUUCGAUCAACUUUGUGCUUUUGUACCCCCCGCCCCUCCCCCCCGCGCGCCCGGGGCCCCCCGGGGGGGGUGGGGGGAGGGGCGGGUGUUUGUGGCCGCCGUCGAGUGAAAAAAAAAAAACAAACAACAAACCACGAACCCCCACCACAAUUUGGGGGGGGGAGGCGCCCCCCCCCCGCCCCCCCGCGCCGCCCCUCCCCCCGCAGAAGCUGUUUUCUACCUUUUGUAGCUCUUUCUUAAGAAUAAAAUCCGCCGUGGUCUUUG